AUGGCCCUUGAUCACAUUUCCACAAGAACAUACAGUUCAGAACCAAAUAGUGUGUUAAAUAAAUUACUGAACCACAUCAAAACUAUCGGCGGUAGAGUCAUGGGCUCAGCAUAUUCACGUGCAGCCUUGCGCAUUCGUAUUCAUGCACUAAUUUUUAAUCAAGGUCUCCCCAGUAUUUUUCUAACUCUAGAUCUAGCCGAUAUUCAUAGUCCCGUGGCACUAUAUUUUGCGGGUGUCAACCUUGAUCUGGACAACAUUCGAAUAGAGCAGCUUAUGACUACAUACAAAAGAGCUGAAACUAUAGCUUGUCACCCUAUAGCUACUGCCAAAUUUUUUCAUUUAUUAAUCACAAAUAUCUUAGAUACUAUGAUUGUUGGUGGUGUUCUUGGGCCAGUAAAAGCUUAUUUCGGUACUGUUGAAAAUCAGGGACGAGGUUCUCUUCAUCUCCAUCUCUUCAUUUGGCUGGAUCAUGACAUGAAGCAAGUUGAUAUGAAAGAAAACAUUCGGAAUACUGACUUUCGUGAAAAAUUAAAAGCAUAUUUAGAAGACAUUGUCAAAGAAGAUUUAGACCAAUUCAAAGACGAAUAUGUAUUUGAGAAUUUCGACGGUAUACCAGCAAAUCAAGGUGUUGAUGGUGAAUAUGAUAUUGACGACAGCGAGCAGUUACUUGAAUUACUAGGAAAUUUAGACGAAUACACAGCUACUGCGGCCAAUGCAAACAAAAAGUCAACAGAAAAUAAAUAUAUUGAAGAAACUAUCGAAGCAGCCGAAAACGUCGGCCGAUUCAGUCAUAUGAAUUCAUAUCAACAGUCUUCUUUCAAUGAAUUCAUCAAUCUCACCGAUCGACAACUUGUACCGUUCGUUUCCGCAACACCCGAUCUGGUUCGACUCAAUACGAAAUGGCAAGAACAGCUGAAGCCUGAAAGAGAACGAGUUAGACGAAGUUCGACUACAGGCAAUUGUGACAGAAUGGAUGAUACCUUGGAUUUAAAUGCUGCAAAAGAUGCUGUUAUAACUGUGGUCAAUUCAAACACCUACAACAAAAACAUAUUUGAAAAUUGUGGAUCGAUUCUUCCAGUAGUUUCAAUUACAACAAACUUUCCUACUCAAAAAAGUAUUGCCGAUGAAUUUACACUGAAUAGAGAACAGCGAGCUGCAUUUAUGAUAAUAACAAGUCAUUUAGAUGGUGACAGUCGAUGUCGCACAGGUGAUAACAGUGGUCAGCUCAGAAUGUGCAUACCUGGAUGUGGUGGCACCGGCAAAUCGCAACUGAUUCGCGCUCUCACCAAAUACUCUCUUGUUACAAAAAGAACGCAAAUGGUGCGGAAGCUUGCGCCUACGGGAAUUGCUGCGGCUGAAAUAGGUGGUAUGACGAUUCAUUCAUUUUUAGGUGAGCAGCGUAAUUCUGGCAAGGCACGCACCAUCAAAGCCGGUGAUUUAAAACUCGAAAAAGAAUGGAGACUCAUCGAAUACCUCUUAAUUGAUGAGAUGAGUAUGGUUGGCUUAACUCUUCUUGUGAAACUUAACCGAAUUAUUUCUGCUGCAAAACAUGUCGAUCCGCAGAUUCCUUUCGGUGCUCCUAUUCUUGUGUUUCGAAAUGAAGUGCGAACGCAAUUGAACUGUGAGGCAGCAAUUCACAAUGCAACACAAUCUGGCUACGCACCAAUUGUAUGCGUUGCUCAAGACACUUGUAAAGGCAAACCAAUCGAAGAUCCAAUAUUAAUAAAAAAGCUAUUAGAACUAUCCGAUAAUAAGACUGAACAUUUACCUGGAUUAUUACCUUUUGUUCCUGGAUUGCCUGUUAUUUUAACACAAAAUAUUGCUAUUAAACUGGGUCUUAUCAACGGGAUUAAUGGAAUCUUUCGACAACUAGUCCAUCAGCCCGAUUUUAUGUCAACAGAUGUUUUAUUACAAGCAUUUCCGAACAACACGCAAUAUGUUCAUUGA
Messenger RNA from Rotaria socialis, 1947 nucleotides. NCBI's taxonomy places the organism in Eukaryota, Metazoa, Rotifera, Eurotatoria, Philodinida, Philodinidae. The record is from the annotation of a GenBank genome assembly.